This is a messenger RNA of Annulohypoxylon truncatum, 1471 nucleotides long. RefSeq names its product Di-copper centre-containing protein. The record is from RefSeq and is a predicted model, not a curated record. NCBI's taxonomy places the organism in Eukaryota, Fungi, Ascomycota, Sordariomycetes, Xylariales, Hypoxylaceae. The transcript is spliced from 3 exons. Gene Ontology annotation, molecular function: oxidoreductase activity. The coding region runs from base 170 to 1354 and encodes 394 amino acids.
CUAGGUAUAUAAUGGGCAAAUAUCUAGCGCCAUGUCGGAUCGCGCUCUUGAUACGGCCAAGAGGAGAGCUACCUAUCCUCAUUGAAAUAGGACUACUGACCGCCAUCGGUUUUCACCAAGUUGAUGGGGAGAAAGUUCGUCACAUCAACCCGCCCAACCUCUACCUAAGAUGCCUCUAUUCGGGGGCUUGAUCAUACUAUGGGCUUGUGCUGCAUGGAUGAGCCAGUCGGCAUUAGCUGGACCAAUAUGGUGGAACCCUCACCAUGUCGGCGGAAUACCAAUGCCCAGCGACUUCAGAAAGUUUCAACUCACGUACCAAAAGAACAUCAGGAGAUCCUUGGGGGCAGGUAACUGUACGAACAGCAAUAUUGCUGUUCGGAAGUCAUGGGAUGAGAUUGACAAUGCAACGAGAGUUGACUAUAUCCGAGCUGUACACUGUCUCGCAGCGAAGCCACCAUUGAUGGAUAUGAGACUGGCGCCCGGUGCUGUCAACAGACUUGAUGACUUCACUUACAUCCACAUUAACCAAACAAAUUUCAUCCAUCAAUCAGGCUACCUACUUCCAUGGCAUCGACUAUUCCUUUGGCAGAUUGAGAAGGCGCUCCGCGAAGAAUGCGGAUACAAAGGGUACCUGCCGUACUGGGAUGUCCCACGAUUCUCUGAGGACCAAACCAAGUCCAAGGUCUUCGACGGCUCCAUGACAUCCUUCGGCGGUAACGGCGCAUUCGUGCCCCAUGGCCCAAGGCGGGUUAUCCUGCCUGGCUUAGCCGUACGCAACUUCACUCUACCUAAGCCCGCUGGCACGGGAGGGGGCUGCAUCACGGAUGGUCCUUUCCAGAACUUCACGAUUAGCAUGGGGCCCGUAGCAAAAGUGAUCAUCGACCCAGAGAAUAAAUUUGGUUACAAGCCGAAUCCUCGAUGCCUAUCAAGGGAUUUCUUCGAUGGCGCGAGUAAAGGGGUUAUGAACUGGGCUAAUGCAACGACUAUCGUAGCCUCUAACACUAUGAAGGAGCUGAGGAACAACAUCGAACACCUGUGGCACCUAAACUCCCACACGUUCGUCGGUGGCGAGGCAGCGGAUCCGUUCAGUACUCCUAACGACCCAGUGUUUUAUUUGUUGCAUGCCCAAAUCGACCGCCUCUGGGCGAUAUGGCAAGGCCAAGACUUGGAGCAAAGAACGUAUGCCAUCGAUGGAAACAGGACAUUCCUCGGCCUCGCGAUGGACUACGCCCCUGAUGUGCCGCCGAGCCUAGCGACAAUUGAAGAUCCCAUGGACAUGGGUCUAGGGUGGCAUCCGAAAACUAAAGAGGGGAUGCCAAUGACGGAGAAUGGAAGAUGUUUUAUUUACGAUUAGACGGCAUGGUUAAGCGAUGUUUCCUUAUUCUCUCUAUGAAUUAAUGUCUAUUAGAUACCAUGUACAUACACGAGACACAGAUUAUACACACAACCCCUGGUUACAAGUCACUAGCAA